Homarus americanus (American lobster) is the source of this 2208-nucleotide messenger RNA. RefSeq names its product frizzled-2-like. The record is from RefSeq and is a predicted model, not a curated record. The coding region runs from base 354 to 1442 and encodes 362 amino acids. Gene Ontology annotation, biological process: canonical Wnt signaling pathway; non-canonical Wnt signaling pathway. The transcript is spliced from 10 exons. Lineage: Eukaryota; Metazoa; Arthropoda; Malacostraca; Decapoda; Nephropidae. Gene Ontology annotation, molecular function: Wnt receptor activity; Wnt-protein binding. Gene Ontology annotation, cellular component: plasma membrane.
CACCAGCCAGACUCCACCUCGUCUUGCCUACCCUCAGUGAGAGACACUCUGCUAGAGUCUACAUCAUCCACACCUGUUUGUCUGACUGUCUGUGUGUGUCCGCUCUGUGUAUCAGGUAGUCCGCCAACUGGUGGAAGUGAUUUAAAAUGACAUCAAAUUGAGUGGAACUAACAAUUUUUGCUUUUUUAUUCAUUUAACCGAGCGAAAAUUGCCGAGAAAAGGUGACUGCAAGUGAAAGUGACAGCCCACUGGGAGAACUAAUACAUGCACGUCAUCACGUGUAUAGACUGUGACUGUCGAGUGUUGAGAGAGAGACUAUCGCUUCACCUACCAGUCGACAACACCUUGUUACCAUGAGGCCCAAGAUGACUGGGAGCCGUCCCUCACUGCUGCUAACGGCGUGGCUUUUGGCAACGACCACUGGUGCCGGCCCCACUGAUUUCCCCGACUCCCGGCCCUGCGAAGCCCUCCAGGAGGGAAUGUGUCAGGGUUUGGGCUACGAGGCCACCUUCUUUCCUAACCUUCUGAACCACAAGUCACAGGACCUUGCUUCAGCAGAGCUCCUCUCCUUCCUUCCUCUCAUAGAGGUGGAGUGCUCAGAAGUGCUGAGGGAGUUCCUGUGUACGCUUUAUAUGCCCGUGUGUACAAACUACGGCUUCCACCUGCCCCCUUGCCGCUCCCUCUGUAAACAGGCGAGAGAGGGGUGUGAGGGUGUCAUGACAGAUAUGGGUCUCACCUGGCCGAGCAAGUUUGACUGCACACGCUUCCCGGAACACCACGAACUGAUGUGUCUCCUGACCCUCAAUCAUACAGGCACCGUGCCGUCUACCACCACCACCCUGCCACCCCCUACACGCCCCCCCUCAGGUCGCUGGGGCAGUCACCCAACACACUCGGUUGGGCCACAGUUGACCCAGUGUGUGUCCAACGCCGACUGUAUCUUUGAGAGGUCAGUAUGUCGAGGUGGUGAGUGUGUGUGUGAAUACCCGCGCACCUGGGGCCCCUCCGGCUGUGAGGAGACACAGAUCCUUGGAGGGCAGUGCACGUCAGACAACCAGUGCACGGCAGUGACCCCCAACGCGGAGUGCAAUGACUCGGUGUGCACCUGUGUCAGUCCAUUGACCAACUACUUCAACCUGGCUUGUAUACAUGCGAGUGUUGUGGGAGCCAUGUGUUACAACGAUGCUCAGUGCCGUGCCGUCAACAAGUUCAGCUUCUGCAGGUUCGUAGUGUCGGAGGUAGUGGGCACCUGUACCUGCGACCCGGAUCAGUUCAUUGACACCCACGGCCGCUGUGUUCCAAGGCUAGGUGGCCGGUGCAUUAAAGGCGACUGCCCGAGACAGCUGGGUGCUGCCUCCUGUCAGCGUGGCCGCGACGCAGUCCUCAAGUGUUUUUGCCGUAAGAAAGCUGUCCAACGGCGAGGCGUUUGUGUGUUGCCCUAACUCCUGUCGGUGCUACCCCAGCUUCUGUUGAUGCUUCUCCAGCUCCUACUGGUGCUGUCCUAGCUUCUACCGGUGCUGCUCUACCUUAUGCUGGUGUUGUUGUCGUCCUUAGAGGUGCUGCUUCAAGAGUUAAUCUGCAUCAUGUCAAGCCUCUUAGCGGUGCCUCCUUGCUGCCAGUUGUACGAGCGUGACCUUCGGGUGAGGACGUGUGUGGAAUGUUAUUUAGAGGGUGAUGUUGUUGUGAGUAUGAACUGUGGCUGUUGAUGUGAGGAGGCGUUUAUAUACACUCUGUUUGAUAGGAUGAGGAUGGAUCUGUUGCUGUGAGGACGUGGUAGAUGUGUGUACAGUAUAAGAUGCAUAGUGUUAAUAGUACAGCAGGUUAGAGCCACCAGGUGGAUGAAUCUUGCAUUUUGGUACAAAAGUAUGGGAAUUGGCUCAGGCAUAGUCUAAGACUCUAAGGUGUCUAUAAUAAUAUAUAGAUGGGUACCUAUCUGUAUCCAUGAGGUAUCUGGUCGCCACCUUGAUUUUGAAAAUGGAUGCUGCUAAAUGCUCAAACCUUCGUAAUGUUAUCCUCCCUUCUAUAUGACAUAGAAACUUGAUAUUUGUGUCGAAUCUUAGGUUUUUGAUACAAACAAUUUGUUUGUACCUUUGAUGUUUUUCUACAAUACAUUAUCCAAGUCAGUUUCCAAAAGAAUACUGAGAAAAUGAUUUUAAAACUAUGAUUUAAUACGAUGGUAAUAUACUCAUGCAGCAUGUAUGCAAAACA